UCUUCUCACGUACACGAUGGCAAAUCUGAGCUGCUCCCGGUCCUUAAUGUCACCGUCCCCACAGGAGAAAAGAUCAGCAGGAAGCCCCCGGAACGUUUGACAGAAAGAGACAAUGAGGACGGGGAGGGUUGAAGAAAGUGUCGGGAGCACCGAGGAGAAGGCCCAGAAGAGGGGAUCUUGUCUGUCUCCGGCCUGGGGGGUCCUGCACUCUCUACGGGGCACGCUGACUGAUUGUCUCGUUGACAUUUUCCCUCUUCUUUCAAGUGUUGACUUUGACAUUCAUUAUACCGGCUGAGUGUCUAGCAGUCAGCGGCAGGCGGGUGGUCUCGGUGACUUUGGCAGUCUCUUCCUCUGCUCCUGGACGAGUAGGAUCACUUGAUAGAUAACCAAGGCGUCUGCGAGAGUCAUUCUGGAGAGACUGCGGAUGUUCUCUCGCAAAAGGAGCUUCACGUUUGGCGCAUAUGGAGGAAAGUCAGAAGAACCUGACGCGUGCGGUCCAGAUAUGUCCAGCAGACAUCUAGAAGAGAUGUCUCAUCCCCCCACCUCCCGCAACAAGCCUUCCGACUUGUUUGAAAUGAUUGAGAAAAUGCAGUGCAGCCGCCUGGAGGAUCAGCGCUGCGUCCUACCCUCCCCUAUAAAGAGGAGAGAGGAGAAAAUACAUCCUGGAAUACAAGAAGUGAUGAGAAGAGGUUACCCAUUGCCACUCUUAAUUGUGCCCCCGCAAGGUGGGUACUGGAUAGAGGGCACCAACCAUUCUCUGCCCUCCCCUGAAUCGGAUCCUCCAGCCCCUUAUGACAGAUUACGCAUCCUCCAAUCUGACCCUACAGCACGUUUCUACAGGAAGCACUUCUUGGGAAAGGAGCACUACAACUUCUGUGCACAGGAUCCACAUCUUGGGGCUGUUAUUCUGUCUGCAAAGCUGGAACAGAAAACUGAGAGGCUACGACUAAUACUGAGAACCAAGUCUGGCACCAAACAUCAGCUCCUUAGUCUAUCCAGCUUCAGUCAGUUCCCAACUGCAGGACAGAUGGCGCAGGCCUUAUGUGAAGAGUUGUCAGUGGAAAGGUUCUUCCCCGUCCUACACAUGAAGGCCUCUCAGCUGCUGGUGACCUUUGAUGAACAUGUUAUGACCAACAACUUCAAGUUUGGUGUCAUAUACCAGAAACCAGGGCAGGUGACUGAGUCCGAGAUGUUCGGUAACACAGAGGAGAGUUUGGGAUUCGCGGAAUUUCUCAAUUUCUUGGGCGAAACAAUCGACCUGCAGAAUUUCAAAGGGUUUCGUGGCGGUCUGGAUGUAACGCAAGGUCAGACGGGAACUGAAUCGGUGUACACCACCUUCCGGGGCCACGAGAUCAUGUUCCACGUGUCGACAAAACUGCCCUACACAGCGGGGGACGCGCAGCAGCUCCAGAGGAAACGCCACAUCGGGAACGACAUAGUGUCCCUGGUCUAUCAGGACGAUGGCGCCGUCUUCUCCCCCGAUAUCAUCACCUCCCAUUUCCUACACUGCUAUAUCGUCAUCCAAUCCUGUCCAAGCCCCAAUGGUGACACCUUGUACAAGGUCUCCGUCACUGCCCGUGAUGAUGUCCCUGGAUUCGGACCCGCUCUGCCGAACCCUGCAGUCUUCCAACAGAACCAGCAAUUCCGUGAAUUCCUUCUCACCAAGCUGAUAAACGCCGAGGUUAACUGUUACCGCGCCGAGCGCUUCUCCAAGCUGCAGGAACGCACGCGGAGCUGUCUCAUUGACACCUUGUACGACGAGCUCUUUCUAAACAGUCAGACCGUCCUGGGGUCCCUGGAGGAAAAUCCUGGAGAUAAACUGGAGAAUCCGUCUAGUGGAUUCCUGGAGAACUUCAAGACAUUCUCGCUCUCCCUCAGGAGCCCCCAGAGGUCACGUGACGCACUUUCGCGAGGAUGCCGAAGCGCCAGCAUCGCAAUAGAUAAUGUCUCUGAGGAGAAGAGGCAUCUUACAACUCAGACGUCAGAAUUCUGUAGGAGGCCUUUACCCUCGUACUCCUCCUCCAAUAGCAGCAGCUUCUGCAGCGGACAAGGCAGCGAGAGCUCCCCGGAGGAAAAAAUCACGGAGAACGUCUUGAAGUGAAUGCGGACGUCCUGCCCUGGGUCAGGCAGAAGAUUUUACUGCGUACAGACGAACCAUCGCGUUCCCUUACUCACCAUUGGAAGCCAUGAGCAACGACCUCCAUAUCUACAUCACUAAUAAAUCAUUAAAGGGGUUAUCCGGGAAUUUAAAAAAAAGAGCUAAUUUCUUUAUAUAUAAAAAAACACUCCCCAUCUGUCUCCAGGUUGGGUGUAGUUCUGAAGCUCAGUUCCAUUAAAGUGAAUGGAGCCAAGUUGUAAUACUAUACACAACGUGGGAACAGACGAGGAGCUGUUUUUUUUUUUUUUUAUAAGAAAUUACCUCUGUUUUUCUAUUCCUGGAUAACCCCUUUAAGGGUUAAAUACAAUCAUUAUUGGGAAAUGGCAUGCCCUCUAAUGGCCAAAUGCAUUAUGUCUUGUAUAAAAAAAAAAAAAAAAGAAUUAUAUUGAAUAAAUUAUAAAUAAUGAAAGAAAUCUAUUCUGAGUUUCCAAAAAUCCACUGGCCAGCUCUAUAGAACA
Molecule: messenger RNA, 2616 nt
Organism: Hyla sarda
Lineage: Eukaryota; Metazoa; Chordata; Amphibia; Anura; Hylidae
Product: rap1 GTPase-activating protein 1-like
Exons: 19
Coding region: 425-2101 (558 amino acids)
Biological process (GO): regulation of small GTPase mediated signal transduction; activation of GTPase activity
Cellular component (GO): cytoplasm
Molecular function (GO): GTPase activator activity
Source: RefSeq, a predicted model, not a curated record